This is a messenger RNA of Exaiptasia diaphana, 1105 nucleotides long. RefSeq lists its product as uncharacterized. Gene Ontology annotation, biological process: tRNA-type intron splice site recognition and cleavage; tRNA splicing, via endonucleolytic cleavage and ligation. The record is from RefSeq and is a predicted model, not a curated record. NCBI's taxonomy places the organism in Eukaryota, Metazoa, Cnidaria, Anthozoa, Actiniaria, Aiptasiidae. Gene Ontology annotation, molecular function: tRNA-intron lyase activity. The coding region runs from base 112 to 1068 and encodes 318 amino acids. The transcript has 10 exons. Gene Ontology annotation, cellular component: tRNA-intron endonuclease complex.
AUAGUAGUUACCAGUCUUUCACAUUUUAUCGGAAGGAAGAUGGCGGAUAAAUUUAAAAUGAUUCACAGGGGAAAGCCAAUAUGUUUUCAUAAGUGAAAGCUUCUCGUGUUUAUGGAAUCCUUCGAGGAAUAUUUCAGCUCCCAGGAACUCCAACAGCUUAGGCAACAACAACCUCAGAAUCUACCACAACUCAGAGGAGCAAAGCAAAAUGCUCCCGAUGUAAAUAACAUUGAGAGCCAGCAAAGAGAAAUACAGGAAAUUAUAUAUGGACACAUUGGAGUUUUGAAAGAAGAAAGGAUUAUCAGGAAGGGAAUUAUCUCUACAGCAUCAUGGGACAGUGAUAAUUCUUAUUCAGUAGUUACAUCACAAAAGGGAAGUUACUGGAAUUAUUUUGGGAAGAGAUGUCAAGACAAGAUGAUUUUAAAUGUAGAAGAGACUCUUUUCCUUGUUGAGCAGGGCUGCUUAGAGUUAUAUCAUGGUGGUAUUCCUAUGUCAGUACAACAGACAUUCUCUAAUCUGAUCCCAUGUUUAGUAAAGAUGUCUUUUAAUCACUAUUUGGUUUAUGGUUACCUACUAAGACUUGGCUAUGUUGUCUGUCGACAUCAACAGAGACUAUCUGCUGAUUUUAAGAAACCUCUACAAACGUUGGACUUUAGACAAUCAGCUCAACAGAGCCAUGAUCUUGAAUGUGAUCAUGCAUCAUGUAGCAGUGCAACUUUGGUUCAACCAAGAGAUGCCAAAACAACUGCAUCAGUCUUGUCAAAACUGCAGGUUAUAAAGACACAUAGAAUGGACACAGUUGUUCCUCCCUCWAAAGGAUCAUAUUACAACAUAGACUUUGAUGUUUAUCUUCCUGGGGCUCACUUCAAGAAAUCAGACCCAGGGAAGCCAGCCUUUUGUAUUUCAGUGUGCAGAUAUUCAGAUCCUCCUCCCUCUCUUGCUGUACUUAACAACUUGGCUCAGCAGUGUCAUCCAGUACCACUAAAGUUUGCUUUAACCGAUAAUGGUACUAUCACUAUAAACAGCUUAUUAGAUGUUGAAUUACCUGUGUAUGUAACAAAUGAAUGAGAACAAUUUCAUGAAUAAAGAUGUUAUACACUGUUAA